Macadamia integrifolia is the source of this 1579-nucleotide messenger RNA. RefSeq names its product malate dehydrogenase, glyoxysomal. Gene Ontology annotation, cellular component: chloroplast; cytoplasm. The transcript is spliced from 9 exons. Gene Ontology annotation, molecular function: L-malate dehydrogenase (NAD+) activity. Lineage: Eukaryota; Viridiplantae; Streptophyta; Magnoliopsida; Proteales; Proteaceae. The coding region runs from base 280 to 1350 and encodes 356 amino acids. Gene Ontology annotation, biological process: tricarboxylic acid cycle; malate metabolic process. The record is from RefSeq and is a predicted model, not a curated record.
ACGAUUGACAAGGUUUUGUGAAUGGAUGGAUGGAUGGAUGGAUAGAAUGGUUACAGAAAAAAGUGACGAAAGCGGACCUCGAAGUGCACAAAAAAAUGGUAAGAUACAGAGGGAUAAGGAUCCCAAUUUCUUCAGAAAAUAAUAAUAUUACGUAAUAACAUACGUGUCUUCCUGGCGUUCUCCGUUUUACGAAAUCAAAUAAAGGGAAUCAAUUUUCACCUUCCCGUGUCUACGAGAAUACAUUUCUGAGUUAAUUGGUUCUUCAACAUCCCCACGAAGAUGCAGCCAAGUGCAGAAGCUAUCCAACGUAUUGCAAGGAUCUCUGCUCAUCUCCUCCCCUCAAAUUUUCAGAUGGAAGAGAGUUCCAUAUUGGUUAGCGCAAAUUGCCGAGCAAAAGGUGGUGCGCCUGGAUUCAAAGUAGCAAUCUUGGGUGCUGCCGGAGGUAUCGGCCAGCCGCUUGCGAUGCUGAUGAAGAUGAACCCACUGGUUGCAGUUUUGCACCUUUACGAUGUCGUCAAUGCUCCUGGUGUCACAGCAGAUAUCAGUCACAUGGACACUGGCGCUGUGGUGCGUGGUUUUCUGGGGCAGCAGCAACUGGAGAAUGCACUUACAGGGAUGGAUCUUGUAAUAAUUCCAGCCGGUGUUCCUAGGAAGCCAGGAAUGACUAGGGAUGACCUUUUCAACAUCAAUGCUGGAAUCGUUAAGACCCUCUGUGAAGGGAUCACUAAGUGUUGUCCUCAUGCUAUUGUCAACGUGAUCAGUAAUCCUGUCAACUCUACAGUUCCAAUUGCGGCAGAGGUGUUUAAGAAAGCUGGUACCUAUGAUCCAAAGCGACUUCUGGGAGUCACAAUGCUUGAUGUUGUGAGAGCCAAUACUUUUGUGGCAGAAGUUCUGGGAAUUGAUCCUAGGGAUGUUGAUGUUCCAGUUGUUGGGGGCCAUGCUGGAGUUACAAUUUUGCCCCUUCUUUCACAGAUUAAGCCUCCAUGCUCUUUCACCCAAGAGGAAAUUAACUACUUAACAAACCGGAUUCAGAAUGGUGGGACAGAAGUUGUCGAGGCAAAAGCUGGGGCUGGUUCUGCAACAUUGUCAAUGGCAUAUGCUGCUGCUAAAUUUGGAGAUGCAUGCCUACGUGGCUUGAGAGGAGAUGCUGGCAUUGUGGAAUGCUCUUUCGUGGCUUCUCAGGUGACGGAACUCCCUUUCUUUGCAUCCAAGGUACGACUUGGUCGUACUGGAGCUGAGGAGAUCUUCCCUCUCGGGCCCCUAAAUGAAUAUGAGAGGACUGGUCUGGAGAAGGCGAAGAAAGAGUUGGCAGCGAGCAUUGAGAAGGGGGUUUCUUUUGUUAGGAAAUAGGUCCACACCAAAUAAUACAGUUGUCUCAGAGAUGCUCUCACCUCUGAUAGGAUAGACAUGUAAGUUCUGUUAGUUUUCAAUUGCCUUUUAUGAACCCCCAAUUCAUUAUAAGCUUCCUCUUAAUACCCCCCACCCCAAAUAAUAAUAAAAAAGCUCUCCUAUUCCUCAAUUGAGAUGGAUGUUGUAUCAUUUUUCAUAUGGAAAUGUUUCAUGGAACAACUGUUUUACA